Molecule: messenger RNA, 2524 nt
Organism: Orbicella faveolata
Lineage: Eukaryota; Metazoa; Cnidaria; Anthozoa; Scleractinia; Merulinidae
Product: endothelin-converting enzyme 2-like
Biological process (GO): protein processing
Cellular component (GO): plasma membrane
Molecular function (GO): metalloendopeptidase activity
Source: RefSeq, a predicted model, not a curated record
UUUCAAGGUAAUUUUGUACGUGGCCAAACUAACUCAAAAUGCUGUGACUGAGUUCCAUUAACUACAAUACCUAAAACGAAUGACAAUUAUUAAUUUAUUCUUUCUUUUACGUAGUUUCUGAUGACGAGAUUAUAAUUAUCAUUGAAAGUGCGAUGAAGCCAGACUACCAAAACCAAAAUCCAAAGCAUAAACCCAAAUCCUCUCGACCUGUUCCAGAAUGCAAGACGGAUCAAUGCAUUAAACAGAGCAGGAACAUGUCUCAAAUGAUGGACACAAAUGUCAACCCCUGCACAGACUUUUACCAAUACGCAUGUGGCGGAUGGAUAGCAGAAAAGCUGCCUGGAGACCACGCCAAAUGGACGAUAUUUUCUUACUUAGCUGAGCAGACGGAAAAUAGACUGAAGUAUCUGAUUGAGCAACAGGAACACUCAGAUAACAGUGUGGGAAAACUAGUUUACAAGUGGUACGCGUCCUGUUUGGACCAAGAUGAACGUGACAGACUGGGAGCUGAACCGCUAAAGAAGUUAAUACAAGAUACAAUGGGCGAACAGUUCACACCUUAUGUACCAAAUGACAUUUCUGACGAGGACUGGCAACUAGAAGACGUGCUUGGCGUUGUUCAUCGCGGGCUCGGCGUGUUCCCGUUAUUCACAGUUUCUUUGAGUGUUGAUCCACGAAAUUCCUCUUCGCCAGCACGUCUCUCGAUUGGCCAAGGAAAGCCCCUAAUGAAGUCACGUGAUGUCUAUCUAUCAGAGGAAGAACAUUUAUUAGCGCUGGAGAAAGCAUACUUUGCACUGAUGGCGAAUCUAACAAGACUUCUGGGAGCUCUUGAUUAUCAAGAGGUAGACACGGUUGUACAAGAGCUCAAAUACAUCAUACUUUUGGAGGUUCAAUUGGUCAAGGCCAUGCAAGAUGAGACGAAAUUUGAGAGCAAAGAGAAACGUAGUGACCUCAUAAAAUGGACGAUAAGUGAUUUUCAAGCUAAUCUGCCUGGGUUUAACUGGACAAGAUAUUUCAACAAAUUAACUGAAGGCUUAAGCAACCCUAUCACGGAAUCAGAAGAAAUCUUUGUGGGGGCUCCCAAGUAUCUGGAAGAACUGAUGAAAAUUUUCAAAAAUAGUAAGACUAGGGGGGUGGUUGCUAAUUACAUUACUUGGACUAUCAUUUAUGAAUACGGUCCUUAUCUUUCAUCGGAGUUCCAUGACACAUACUUGGAGUACGCGCGCCAAGCUUAUGGAAUAAAGAAAUCCAGUGAGUUAUGGCGGCGCUGCGUCCGCAAUACAGACGCGUCCAUUGACAUGGGGGUAUCCAUGUUGUAUGUUACUGACAAGGAAAGCGGUGUUACUAAUCAAAGUUUACAUCGAGCCAAUCAAAUGGUUCAAAACAUACGAGAGGCUUUCAUUGAAAACUUAGAAACUGUCAAUUGGAUGGACAGUCAAACAAAACAGGCCGCGAAAGAAAAGGCCGAAGCCAUUUUUCAGCAAGUAGGUUACCCAGAGUUUAUCACGAAUAUAACUGCACUAGAGGAAUAUUUUUCUGGACUGAAAAGUGACCCCAAAAAGUUCUUUCAAAAUCGAUUGAACGAGCAGAAACUUAGAAUGAAAAACACACUGCAAGCAAGAGGAAGCGUUAUGAGUCGUUACAGAUGGGACAUGCGACCGACUGAGAUUAACGCAUACUAUUCACCUCAAAGCAAUAAAAUAGUCGUACCAGCAGGAAUUCUUAGACCUCCAUUUUAUCAUUUUGAACAUCCACACGCGGAGAAUUUUGGAGCCAUUGGAUUUGUGGUUGGUCAUGAGCUUACUCACGGAUUUGAUUCUUCAGGUGCCAUGUUUGAUAAAAAAGGAAACCUAGCAAACUGGUGGGAUGAAGAAUCUCUAGUUGGCUUUUUAAAUAGAGAGCAAUGUUUAGUGAAUGAAUACCAGCAUUAUACAGUUUUAGGACACCAUUUGGAUGGUAAAAAGACGUUAGGAGAAAACACAGCCGACAAUGGUGGAUUAAAGCUUGCCUACAGGGCUUACCACAAGUGGCUUGCUGAGACUGAUCAUGAUAGCACACUGCCUAAUCUUGGUCUCAAUUCCAACCAACUGUUUUUCCUUUCUUUUGCUCAGAUUUGGUGCGAGAGGGCCACUCCUAGCUAUCAACUGACUGAUUUACAAGCCAAUGUUCACUCUCCAGGCAAAUUACGGUGAGUAACUAGUGAAGUAAAAAAAUAAACAAAAUAAAAGGUACCUUUGAUAGGCGUCAAAUUAACGAGAGAUAAACGCUAAAUGCGAUGUCAUCGACGCUAACGUUUUAGUGAUCUUUUUACCAAGUUCUUACGGAAAGUUUAAUUUGGUGAUAAAUGUUAUUGAAUUCAAACUGUGUAAGUUUUCGGGUCAGGACUAAUGACAUGUACAACUCGAACAAUACCGCCCAACGGCAUGAUCAACAUAAUCUAAUCAACAAUUAUUCUACGAGCGCGCGUUGGAUAGCAGAUAAUAGCCAACGAGGUGCAGAGCGCCGAGUUGGCUUUAACCAUCUC